AAUACCAAAAACAGAGAUUUUGAUAACAAUUGUAAACGAAAGUAAAUACACUCUCACAAAUGUUACAAUGUAUUUUAAUGGGACCAGUAUUAAUCCGGCAAGCCUUAACAUUGCCCCCUUUACGGAUCCUUCUAAUGUUCGUUUUGAUGCCACAUUACACGCAACAAAGGGGAUGCUCUGUUAUCAGAUUGAGGGAACGCCAAAUUACCUACUAAUAAGUUGGAAAGUAUCAUUUUUUCGCAAAAACGAAUUUUGUGUCUAUAUUUGUGCAAACCGAUCUCCUGAAGAACAAAAAGAAAAGAAUAUUUUUCGCCAACAUAUACAUAAAGAGUACAAAAAGGCUCCAGAUGAGAUUAUUCAGACUGGCUAUAAAGAUUUUAGAGUUAGCGCUACCAUGUCUAGCGGAAAUGAGGGUUCAUCUAACAAUCCCACGAAGGAGAUGGUUUAG
Messenger RNA from Dentiscutata erythropus, 448 nucleotides. NCBI's taxonomy places the organism in Eukaryota, Fungi, Glomeromycota, Glomeromycetes, Diversisporales, Gigasporaceae. The record is from the annotation of a GenBank genome assembly.